Molecule: messenger RNA, 1650 nt
Organism: Rhinocladiella mackenziei CBS 650.93
Lineage: Eukaryota; Fungi; Ascomycota; Eurotiomycetes; Chaetothyriales; Herpotrichiellaceae
Exons: 4
Coding region: 1-1650 (549 amino acids)
Biological process (GO): transmembrane transport; carbohydrate transport
Cellular component (GO): membrane
Molecular function (GO): carbohydrate:proton symporter activity
Source: RefSeq, a predicted model, not a curated record
AUGGGAUUCAAUCUUCAUGCGACAGGGACGCAAGAUCCCAAAGAGGUGCGAAAUUGGAAAAUCCACCUCAUUUCGAUUAUUGCAUCUAUGUCGGCGAUAGCCAUGGGAUACGAUACCGCUGUUAUUGGCGGCACUCUGGCCCUCGAUUCCUUUCGACGAGAUUUCGGCCUGACUGACGUGUCCGAAACUGCUCGUGACACUUUGCAAGGAAAUAUCGUUUCAACUUUUCAAGCUGGUUGCUUCUUUGGUGCCCUCCUGACAUUCCCGCUUGCGGAGAUGAUCGGCCGGAAGAAGGCGGUCAUGGUCUCUGCCUGCGUCUUUCUCGUCGGUGGCACUCUUAUGACUGCUGCGCAUGGCCAAAUCGCAUUGAUCAUUGUCGGUCGUGCAGUCGCCGGUCUUGGAAUUGGGGCCGUCUCACUCAUCGUCCCCGUCUACAUUGCCGAAACGUCCCCUCCAUCUAUUCGGGGGCGCCUGGUAGGGUUUUUUGAGGUUGCCAGUCAGGGAGGAGGCAUGGCAGGGUUCUGGAUCAACUAUGCAGUCGAUCGAACCAUCUCUGACAACUCAAAGGCACAAUGGAUUGUUCCUCUUGGCCUUCAGCUUCUCCCAGGACUUCUCCUUGUGAUUGGCAUGCUCUUUUGUCCCGAAUCCCCUCGCUGGCUAGCACGGCAGGACAACUGGGAAGCAGCGGAGAAGGUGUUGUCAAAGAUUCGAACUCUACCUUCUGACCAUCCCUAUAUCAGGACUGAAAUGACCGAGAUAAGGCAGCAAGUGGAGGAACGCAGCACCAUGAAACUCAGCAAGAGAGAAUCGCUCAAGAAGCUCCUUGCCCGAGGAACGCGGAAUCGAAUCGCAAUAGGCCUUCUCCUGAUGGCUUGCCAAAACCUGACGGGUGUCAAUGUCAUCACAUACUACUCACCCCGUAUUUUCGAAACGCUUGGAAUCCAGGGUACCUCCACGAAGUUGUUUGCCACGGGUUUCUAUGGUGUAGCAAAGACCCUCGGUAUGCUUCUCUUCUCAUUUUUCUUUGUUGAAAAAGUUGGACGACGGAAGGGUCUCAUCCUGGGUGCAUUCAUUGGCUCAUUGCCGAUGUGGUACAUUGGGGGAUACGUGUUCGAGGCCGAUCCCGCCACUGCGGCGUCACAGGGAGAAGUCCAUCAGACUGGAUGGGGCUACCUCGCAAUGGUGUGCGUAUAUCUCUACGGGUUCAUCUAUUGUGCAACUUGGCAGGGUAUUACUUGGGUCUAUUGCUCUGAGAUAUUUCCCUUGGACAUUAGGAUGCUCUGUGUGGCCAUCACUACCGCUGAUCAAUGGCUUUGGUCAUUUGUGAUCUCUCGGACCACUCCCUACAUGAUCACAUCCCUCGGCUACGGCACGUACAUGUUUUUUGGCUCGUUAAUGAUCCUCAUGGGGAUUUGGGCAUUUUUCUUCAUUCCUGAAACAAAGGGUCUCACCCUCGAGGAUAUGGACCGUCUCUUCAUGAAAUCCAUGCAUCAGGCAGUGUGGAGUCAACUCCGGCGAAAGGGACCAGAUGAAACCCCGCCUAGACAUUCGAUCGACUCCAUUUCCGAAAAGAAAGAUAUCGGAUUGACACAUAUUGAAUUAUACGAAAAGGAGCCGGAUCAGAAGAUCGUGAGAGUAUCGAGUUGCUGA